AUGGGGCAGUCGCUUGCGCACAAGAGCGGACCGCCGCUGAGCCGUCCUCAGACGCCGCGUAUAGCGGGAUCAAAUCGAUCCGCCACAAGGCCGAGUCUGCCUGCACACGCCGAGAUGCCCUCCUCCGGGGACGCGCUGCGCCAGUCCGCGCGGGAGAGGGCGCCGUGGGGCGGGGCCCGGGGUGGAGCGCAGACCCUCGGGCGGCAGGGCGCCGGUCGGAUCGCCAGCCUUUUCAAAAAGCCCCCCGGAGGCGCGGUGUCCGCCAGACCCGGGCCAGUCCGGCCGCGUGUCUGCCGCCCAGGUCUGCGUCUCGCCUCUGCAGAGGAGCCCGACGGCAGCCGCGGCGGUGCCCGCGAUGGUCCCAGUGGAGAGGGCAGAGCCACUACUGAGGCUCAUAGCACUACUAGACUCGGGGUCUGUAGCACAGAGCGAUGGAGCAGGUCUUGUCAUUCAGUAGCUCAUCUCGAUGAGUGGCACGGUUCUAUGGACACAGAGACGCUGCUUGGUACAGGUAGACGACAGACGUGA
Molecule: messenger RNA, 528 nt
Organism: Giardia duodenalis
Lineage: Eukaryota; Fornicata; Diplomonadida; Hexamitidae
Exons: 1
Coding region: 1-528 (175 amino acids)
Source: RefSeq, a predicted model, not a curated record